CUCCAGCCAGUCUGCACAUUUGCCUCCCUCUUGCUCUCAUGCUCGUGAACUUCCUUCAUGUCUAUUUUUAGCUACCCCUGGCUCAAGCGUCUUCAGGCCACUGAGACACAGCCCUCACUCACUCUCUCGCCCUCUGGCAUGUGUGCUGCUGACAGGAGCCCCCCCAGGUGAAAACAGCAAAAUCCCUUCAGUGUUCCUUCCUCAGGACUCUCAGCGACCCAGACUGAAGCUCUGUGCCGAAGAUGGGCAUCAACCGUCGGUCUCCUGGCAGGUUCUGAACCUCCUCUGGCUGGAUGUGGACACUUCUCUCUCCCAUGACUGAGCCACCCCAACUUCCCCUUUGCAGUGGCUUCCCUUCCCCACAGGUGGUUGGGUCCUGUUUGCCUUAAAGCUCUCUCCCUCCCAAAGUGGCCAUGCCUACCGUCAUUAGCCCCAUAGUGGCCCCUCGAACAGGGGCAGAGCCCAGAUCCUCUGGGCCGGUCUCCCACCCAUCCCAGAACAAGACCACUGAAGCAGGGGGCGGAAACCCCAAUGGCAUCUACUCAGCCAUCAUCAGUCGUAAUUUUCCCAUCAUUGGAGUGAAAGAGAAAACAUUUGAGCAGCUUCGCAAGAAAUGCCUGGAGAAGAAGGUUCUUUUUGUGGACCCGGAGUUUCCACCAGAUGAGACCUCCCUCUUUUACAGCCAGAAGUUCCCCAUCCAGUUCAUCUGGAAGAGACCGCCGGAAAUUUGUGAGAAUCCCCGCUUUAUCAUCGGUGGAGCCAACAGAACUGACAUCUGUCAAGGAGAUCUAGGGGACUGCUGGUUUCUCGCGGCCAUCGCAUGCCUCACCCUGAAUGAGCACCUGCUGUUCCGUGUCAUACCCCAUGACCAGAGUUUCACAGAGAACUAUGCAGGGAUCUUCCACUUUCAGUUCUGGCGCUAUGGGGACUGGGUGGAUGUGGUGAUUGACGACUGCCUGCCGACUUACAACAACCAGCUGGUCUUCACCAAGUCCAACCACCGCAAUGAGUUCUGGAGCGCUCUGCUGGAGAAAGCUUAUGCUAAGCUCCACGGUUCCUAUGAAGCUCUAAAAGGCGGGAACACUACAGAGGCCAUGGAAGACUUCACCGGAGGGGUGACCGAAUUCUUUGAGAUCAAGGAUGCUCCCAGAGACAUGUACCGGAUCAUGAGGAAAGCCAUCGAGAGAGGGUCCCUCAUGGGCUGCUCCAUCGAUGAUGGCACCAACAUGACCUAUGGAACCUCUCCUUCUGGGCUGAACAUGGGGGAGUUGAUUGCACGGAUGGUGAGGAAUAUGGAUAAUUCACGGCUCAGUGACUCAGACCUCCUCUCAGAUGACAGGCCGACUCGGACGAUUGUUCCUGCUCAGUUUGAGACAAGGAUGGCCUGUGGGCUGGUCAAAGGGCACGCCUACUCCGUCACUGGGCUCGAUGAGGCCUUAUUCAAGGAUGAGAAGGUGAAGCUGGUGCGGCUUCGAAACCCCUGGGGCCAGGUGGAGUGGAACGGGUCCUGGAGCGACAGCUGGAAGGACUGGAGCUUUGUGGACAAAGAGGAGAAAGCCCGUCUGCAGCACCAGGUCACAGAGGAUGGAGAGUUCUGGAUGUCCUACGAAGAUUUCAUUUACCAUUUCACAAAGCUGGAGAUCUGCAACCUAACGGCCGAUGCCCUGGAGUCUGACAAGCUUCAGACCUGGACGGUGUCAGUGAACGAGGGCCGCUGGGUGAGGGGCUGCUCUGCUGGAGGCUGCCGAAACUUCCCAGACACUUUCUGGACCAACCCACAGUACCGCCUGAAGCUGCUAGAGGAGGACGAUGACCCCGAGGACUCAGAGGUGAUCUGCAGCUUUCUGGUGGCUCUGAUGCAGAAGAAUCGGAGGAAAGACCGGAAGCUGGGAGCCAACCUCUUCACCAUAGGCUUCGCCAUCUAUGAGGUCCCCAAAGAGAUGCAUGGGAACAAGCAGCACCUGCAGAAGGACUUCUUCCUAUACAACGCCUCCAAGGCCAGGAGCAGGACCUACAUCAACAUGCGGGAGGUGUCAGAGCGCUUCCGCCUGCCUCCCAGUGAGUACGUCAUCGUGCCCUCCACCUAUGAGCCCCACCAAGAGGGAGAAUUCAUCCUGCGUGUCUUCUCUGAAAAGAGGAACCUCUCUGAGGAUGUUGAAAACACCAUCUCAGUGGACCGGCCAGUGAAAAAGAAAAAAGCUAAGCCCAUCAUCUUCGUUUCGGACAGAGCAAACAGCAACAAGGAGCUGGGUGUGGACCAGGAAUCAGAGGAGGGCAAAGACAAAACAAGUCCUGAUAAGCAAGAGAAAUCCCCACAGCCACGGCCCAGCAACAGUGACCACGAGAGUGAGGAACAACAGCAGUUCCGGAACAUUUUCAGGCAGAUAGCCGGCGACGACAUGGAGAUCUGUGCUGAUGAGCUCAAGAAUAUCCUUAACACAGUCGUCAACAAACACAAGGACCUGAAGACGCAGGGGUUCACACUUGAGUCCUGUCGUAGCAUGAUUGCGCUCAUGGACACAGAUGGUUCUGGAAGGCUGAACCUACAAGAGUUCCAUCACCUCUGGAAGAAGAUCAAGGCCUGGCAGAAAAUCUUCAAACACUAUGACACCGACCACUCUGGCACCAUCAACAGCUAUGAGAUGCGGAACGCAGUCAAUGAUGCAGGAUUCCACCUCAACAACCAGCUCUAUGACAUCAUCACUAUGCGGUACGCGGACAAGAACAUGAACAUCGACUUCGACAGCUUCAUUUGCUGCUUUGUCAGGCUGGAGGGCAUGUUCAGAGCUUUCAAUGCGUUUGACAAGGAUGGAGACGGGAUCAUCAAGCUCAGUGUUCUAGAGUGGCUACAGCUCACCAUGUAUGCCUGAACCACGCCGGCCUCACCCACGCCCAGGCAGGAGACGCAGGAUUUCCAAGUCACCCAACUAGCUAGAGCCAUUUACCUCAAAGGAAGCAGCAACUGUCCCUCACUGGGCUUCUAGUGCCGCUCCCUCCUUCCUCUACUUCACUCUUCAUCCAACCUCAGGGCAUCUGUCCAUCUGACAUGGCAGUUCAACCUAACUUUGAGUUAAGGAAUUAGGGAAGGAGAACAACUUAGUCCCUCUGCCUCAGGGAGGCUGGGGCUCUGUCUUGCCUCAGCUAGUGGAAGCCCAGCUGAGAGCUUCUGCCAGAAUCUCAGCAGCUUUGGUGCUGAAGAAAACGCUCUCCCCUUCAGCUUGCCCUACAUGUUCCCAGAAGCAUUUACCAGUAGCAGCCAGUAUUUCCUGUGCUGGACCCCUCAGCACAUUUAUGCUCUCCAAGCAGCAAACAGUAAGCACACCAGCAUUUGAUUCUGCCUGAUUACUUCAGGAUGGGCCUGUUCCGGGUUACAGUAGCUCAAUGGAAAAGAACUGGACACUUUGGAUUGUCUGACUCCUAAGUUUGGCUACAUUCUGAAACCAAAAAAAUUGUUGACCUGAAUAAAGGCAUGUGUAUGUUUGGUUCAA
Molecule: messenger RNA, 3488 nt
Organism: Erinaceus europaeus (western European hedgehog)
Lineage: Eukaryota; Metazoa; Chordata; Mammalia; Eulipotyphla; Erinaceidae
Gene: CAPN3
Product: calpain 3
Exons: 24
Coding region: 414-2870 (818 amino acids)
Biological process (GO): proteolysis; negative regulation of apoptotic process
Cellular component (GO): cytoplasm
Molecular function (GO): calcium-dependent cysteine-type endopeptidase activity; calcium ion binding
Source: RefSeq, a predicted model, not a curated record